AUGACUCAAACUGAAACACGUCCACGUUUAUGUCGUUCAUCAUAUCAAUCAAAUAUAUUAGAAUAUAUUGAUACUUGUCCUCAAACAAAAUCAUUAAAUGAAUUAUUUUCAUCAAAAUUAAGUUUAUCAUCAUUAGAUCAAUUUAAUAAUACAAUAUUAGAUCAAUAUCUUGUUUAUAUAUUAUGUUUAAAAAUUAUUGAAGAUAAUGAUGAUAAAAAUUUAUUUCAAUUAAUUCAUCAAUUAUUAUUAAAACAUGGUCAAAUUUCAAAAUCAAUUUUUGAAUAUACACCACCAUUACCAUCAUUAACAUCAAAUACAUUAUAUACAAUGUAUCAAUCAAUUUAUAAUACUUAUUCAAUGUUUAUUUAUAAUGAAUUUGAUCUUGAUGUUUUAAUUGAAAUUGGUUGUUUUCUAUUAAAAUAUCGUUUAUGUGAUAUAUUUACAAUAUCGACAACAAAUAAACAAACAACAUUACGUACUAAAUAUAUUGGAUUUUUUAUUGAAAUUAUUGCAUUUUAUUAUAUUUAUUCAAAUCAUAAUGAAUUUUAUACAAAUAAUCGACCAAAUGAACAAAUGUUUCAACGUAAAAAUUUAUUAACAUCAAUUGAUCAAACAUCUCAGAUAACAACAUUAUCCAUUUUAAAUUCUCGACAAUCUCAAUCUCAUAAUGAUUUAUUUGAAAAAUUUCUCAAUAUACUUUAUCAAAAUGGUGAAAUACAAUUUGAUUUACGUCAAAUAAAAAAUCUAUUACAAAUGGAAGCCUAUCAAUUUAUAAAUAAAAAAUUAGAAAAUAAAAAAGUAGGUUUUAUACAAUUUAUUGAAACAAUUGAUAAAAAAUAUGGACAAAAUAUGAAACCAUCAACAUUAAAAUCUCUCUGUCGUUAUCGUAUAAAAAUGUGUUUAAAACAGUUUCCAAUUGAUAUUAGACAAUUAAAUAUGUCUAUAUCAGAAAAUUUACAAAAAUAUCUUUCAUACGAUAAUAAAUAUAUUUUUGAAUCUUAUGCAUAA
Molecule: messenger RNA, 1008 nt
Organism: Didymodactylos carnosus
Lineage: Eukaryota; Metazoa; Rotifera; Eurotatoria; Philodinida; Philodinidae
Source: the annotation of a GenBank genome assembly